AUGUCUGAUUCGAUAAAGUUAUACAUCGGAAGAAAUCCACGUUCAGUUGUUGCCUCAGGUAAUGGGUUUAAUCUACUUUUUGAAAGGUACAGAAUGUCUCCUGGAACCCUACUUCAGCAGCAGUCUAAAACGCCCACCGUAGUGAUAAGACACAUUACGAAUGAAGAAUUACACGAGGACAACAGAUAUUUUCAAGUGACCAACUGUAUAUUUAACGGUAUCUUAGGUCUUAUAGCGAUCAAUGGCGGUGUGUUUCUUGGUGUCAUAUCGGGUGCGCAAAAUGUAGGAUUCCCUAGAUGGAAGAUGACUGUUAAUGGUGUCGAGCCAUCUGAAAGUAUCUUUAAGGUGCUAGAUGUCGAUUUUUACAGCUUAGACAGCAACGUUUAUGAUUUGUUUCUUCUUGAGCGUUCAGAGCAAAACCAUGAGAAACUGAGCCAUGAACAUCCCUGCGCUUCACUCAAAAAGUUAUAUAGUGAUGGGUCCUUUUACUUUUCAAAAGACUUUGACCUUUCGAACAUCGUGAAGAAUCAUGGAUUGCCUCACAACCUGGAGUAUACGAUUGAUAAUCAAGAUAUUGCUUUUAUAUGGAACUCUUCAUUGACAACGGAACUCAUUACUUGGAGAAGUAGGAUCCCGUUGGCUGAAAAACAAUAUUUUGAUUCUAGUGGAAUAUUAACCUUUGUAAUCAGGGGUUUUUGCAAGACGCUUCUGGUUGAAGAUGGUUCAAAUACAUCUUCAGUGACCAUAAUUUCAAGAAUAUCAACAGAAAAUAAGAAAAAAGCACUUGAUACAGAUGGAUUAAGCACAAAUGGUAAAGUGUCUGGCUUCGUUGAAACUGAGGUUGUAGUGACAACUAAUAACUUUGUUUUUUCAUAUACACAGCUAAGUGCAAAUAUACCUCUCUUUUGGGAAGUCAUAGAUAGCCAGAUAUUGUAUGGCCGCAAGGUGAGAAUAACAAAAGAUGCUGUACACACGCAAGCACCUUUUGAUAGACAUUUUGAUAGUUUAGAAGGUAAAUAUGGAGUUGUUAGCAUACUAAACUUGAUCAAGCCAAAGAGCGAUACACAGGAAUCACUGGCACAACUCUAUAAACAAUGCGCUGAAGCUAAAGGAUUGAAAAUAACAAAUGUAGAAUAUAGUUCUGCUAUAUUAUCCAAGUCACCGCAUAAACUGCUUUAUCUCCUUAGGCAGGAUAUUUUCGAGUUUGGCGCAUUUGCAUACGACAUCAAUAAGGGCAUAUAUUUUGGCAAACAGACCGGUGUUCUGAGAAUAAGCGCCUUUGAUUCUAUCGAAAAGCAGAUUAUGGUCGAAAAGAUAGUCAGUAAGGACAUUCUUGAGCUCGCCACAAAUGAACUUUCCGACUUUGACGUGACAUCCUCCUUCAUAGAUGCCCAUGACCGAAUCUGGCAUGAAAACUCUUACUGGCUGGAAAGGCUGUUUUACCAGAACUCGAAAAAUCCUACGAAGUAUAUGAAAACAUAUUCUAAGUUGUUUGAUUCCAAAAUCAAGUUAUAUGAUCCCCUUCACUUCUAUAUUUCACGUAAUUUACGUGAGCUCCGAUCGAAUUUUACAUAUGAGAAAGGUGCUACUUUCUUUUGCGGAACCUUUAAUGUCAGUGGGAAGACUGCAACCGAAAGUAUAGAUGAAUGGAUAUUUCCUCCAGAUGUACAGAGUAUAGCAGAUGCCUACAUUAUUGGUUUAGAAGAGGUAGUUGAUCUAACGGCAGGCCAGAUGUUGUCUAGUGAUCCUUUUGUAAAGCAAUAUUGGGAGAAGAAAGUCCUAAACCUUAUUAACAAGGUCAGUAAUAAGAGAUUUAUUAGAAUGUGGAGCAACCAACUGGGAGGAGUACUUUUGAUGUUUUUUAUGAAGGAAUCAGAAUAUACUAAUGUCAGGCAUAUUGAAGGAGAUGUAAAGAAGACGGGUUUUGGCGGAAUGGCUUCUAAUAAAGGGGCCGUUGCCUUAAGUUUCAAGUAUUGCGCUACUAGCUUUUGUAUCAUUGCCUCACAUCUGGCGGCAGGUCUAGAAAAUAUUGAACAGCGUCACAAUGACUAUAAGACAAUUUUCAAGAAUAUAAGAUUUUCAAGAGAUCUCAAAAUAAAGGAUCACGAUGCGAUAAUUUGGAUGGGUGACUUCAAUUAUAGAAUUCUAAUGUCGAAUGAAGAAGUUAGACGAUUAAUUGUCUCAAAGGAGUAUAGUAAGUUAUUCCAGAAAGAUCAGUUAAACCAACAAAUGAUAUCAGGUGAAUCGUUCCCCUAUUUCCAUGAAAUGCCAAUAAGUUUUCCUCCGACCUACAAGUUUGAUCCAGGUACGAGACAUUAUGAUACAAGUGAAAAAAUGAGGAUCCCUGCUUGGACAGAUAGAAUUCUAAGCAAAGGUGAACUUUUAAAACAAAUCAAAUAUGGCUGUGCAGAAGGCAUUUUAUUUUCGGAUCACAGACCUGUUUAUGCUCUUUUUGAGGCUCGCUUGACCGUUAUUGAUGAAGUGAAGAAGGCUUCGCUAUUUUCGCAGCUUUAUGAUAAUAUCACACAGCAGUUGGCAGAUCUGAAUGAGGAAGAGAAAACCGCAUUUUUGCGAGAUAGAAGGCUUUCAAUUCAUGGCCUCGAUCAGGAAGCUCUAAUUACCUCACCGUCUAUUCGAGCUGUAGCACAGAAGAGGAACAAAAAACUACCGCCACCAAGUUCUGACUUGAAGAAAUGGUGGAUAGGAGGUGGAAAACAGGUAAAGGUGAUCCUGGACGUUGAUCCAGUACAUUAUAUGCUCAAUCCUAAAAGAAAUCCCAACCCUUUUGUGGAAGAUAAGGAAGAGCCAUUAUAUAUUCCCAGAUAG
Kazachstania africana CBS 2517 is the source of this 2826-nucleotide messenger RNA. It is a transcript of the gene INP51, whose product is annotated as phosphoinositide 5-phosphatase INP51. Gene Ontology annotation, cellular component: cytoplasm; membrane. Gene Ontology annotation, biological process: phosphatidylinositol dephosphorylation. The transcript has a single exon. The coding region runs from base 1 to 2826 and encodes 941 amino acids. Gene Ontology annotation, molecular function: phosphatidylinositol-4,5-bisphosphate 5-phosphatase activity; phosphatidylinositol-3,5-bisphosphate 5-phosphatase activity. The record is from RefSeq and is a predicted model, not a curated record. Lineage: Eukaryota; Fungi; Ascomycota; Saccharomycetes; Saccharomycetales; Saccharomycetaceae.